This is a messenger RNA of Neurospora hispaniola, 1807 nucleotides long. RefSeq lists its product as uncharacterized. The transcript is spliced from 3 exons. The coding region runs from base 225 to 1586 and encodes 453 amino acids. The record is from RefSeq and is a predicted model, not a curated record. NCBI's taxonomy places the organism in Eukaryota, Fungi, Ascomycota, Sordariomycetes, Sordariales, Sordariaceae.
GCACCCGCAAAAUCACAUUUUAACAACCAUUUUACCAAACACCGACCCAUUUUUCCCUCGGCACAGCGGCCACACCAACUACAUAACACAACCAAGCCGCAACUAACUGCCCUCGACUACAUCCUUCAGCCGCCAACCGAAUACACACACCAAACUUUCCUUUAGCGGUCAACCGCCCUACUGCUUCACUUCACUUCAUACACACACACACACACACAGAUACAAUGGAUAAUAUCGAAAAACAGCCUCUAGGCGCGGCAGGGGUAUCCUUCCCUGCUGGCCUUGACGACUUCCGCGCCGCCAGGGAUCGGUGCGCUCACGCCUGUAGACGCUUCAACAGCAUGCCUGAAGACGCUACACCAGAUGUUCGAACAAGCCUCUUUCUCGACAUCAUCCGACCGGCUCGGAACAGGAAAGAAGAUGGCGCUAUUACCCAUGACAUGACUUUCCGCGACCCAACCCUCAAGGCUCUUACUCCCUUUGUCAAGCCCCCAUUUUUCGUCGACUACGGGUUGCGGCUUCGGGUAGGAGGUUCGACCUUCAUUAACCGGGGCUGCUUCAUCAUGGACACGCCUGUAGCCGACGUUACAAUUGGUGAGAACUGCAACAUUGGACCUCACUGUACGCUAGUAAGCGUCGGCCACCCAAUUCACCCAGAGGCUCGGGAAUCGCAGAGGAGCAGCAUUGGAAAGCCCAUCACCAUCGGCAAUGGCGUGUGGAUCGGAGCCAACGUUACCAUCUUAGGCGGCGUAACCAUCGGUGACGGAGCCGUCAUUGGCGCCGGUUCCGUAGUAACCAAAUCCGUCCCACCACUCCACCUCGCCAUCGGCGUUCCCGCCCGCUUCCGCCCCCUCGCCGAAGUUCCCCGCAAACUCGACGCCGGCUCAACCGUCGAUUCCCUCAAGGAGGCUCUUGCCUGCGGUCGCUCCUCCUCACCACUUAGCUCACAACAACAACAACCAUCCUUCACUACUACUACUACUACUGCCGGCAGCUACCACCACCACCACCAUCAACAACAAAACCGAUUAACCCAAAGCCAAGCCGAAGAACUCGACCGCCUCGCCAAACUGUGCGUCAACCCGGCCCUCAUGCGCGCCGCCACCAACGAAUCCCACUACCACUUUUCCAGCCACCAGUCCAUGCUUACCGAGCUCCGCUACACCGCCGGCGCACAGCAGCUCAAGCUGCGCAAGACCGAAACGAUUAGUCCGAGCGAUAUGCCUCGCGUGGACAUGACGCAGUUUGCGUGGCAGCAUCAUUCACACUCGUCAUCAUCAUCAUCAUCAUCACAACAGUGCAGCAGCGGUGGCGGUGUUGGUGGCUCCUCAUCAAAGGAAGCUGGUUCAUCAGUGGGAGUGCAUGGAGGACAUGGAGCGGGAAGGAGGAGGGUGUCGAGGAUCGUGAGGGCCGAGUUGACGGCCAUUGCGACGGUUACAGUGGUGGCGCUGCUGCUGAUUGUCGGUAUCUUCUUUGCGGGCGUGUUGUUGGGGGCCAAGAGGAUCACGAUUGUGGUGGAUGCGGUGCCGGAGGAGUUGAGGAAGUUUGGAGGAGUGGGAGGGGUGAAUUUGGUUAGGGGGCUGUAGUUCAGUCUCCGAGGGAUCCUUGGGUCUCAAAGUCCGGGAGGCAGCAAGAGGUUGGUCGCAUUCUGAGGCGUUUGUUUGAUUUCUUCUUUCCUCUUUUUGGUCAUGCUUUUUCACAGCGUGGGUUACUUACUGGUUGGAUAUACCCAUUGGUUCAGGUCGGAGAUGGUACGCGCGAGAUGGCAUCCAAGGCGGCUAUUGGGUUUCCAUUGCGUCUCUGUGGC